CUCACAAUUGAUCGACCAAGGGUUUAUAUGCCCACCUUGAGAAAAGAUGGCUGAUCGAUUGACGCAACUACAAGAUGCUGUGGACCAGCUGGCGCAUCAAUUUGUUGCCUCGAUAUACUACGUUCACAGACACCACGAGCUCACGCCUGUCAACCCCACAGACAAGCCAAGGGAGGGACCUAUGGACUCUGAUGGAAUUGAACCAUACCCAACAGCGCAGUUCCUUGACGGCCAGCGCGAGCUCGCAAAGGACCUCAUUGUCAGAGAGCAGCAAAUCGAGCUCUUGAUAUCGGCGCUACCGGGGCUUGAGCACAGUGAGCAGAAUCAACAGGAGCGCAUAAAGGCGCUGGAAGAAGAACUGGAGAAAGAGGAGAAGAAGAGGCAGGCUGCUGUGAAGGAGAAGGAUGUCUUACUGGCAAAGCUGGACGAGGUCAUACGGAGCGUGAGACGACCCUGAAAUACGGAAAUACAUGGCAUAUUAGGGACAGGCUCUAUCAAUGGCGUUUGGGAUACCCCGGUUUGCAUCAUAGCUAUAAUUCAACGGUCUUCGACAAUUAUAGUAACUCAAAAGGUUCAUCCAUGGCACUAAAUAUUGGCUAUAGAUAUUUCUAUCAGGCAUUGCAACAGCGAUUAUGUCUAUGAAUGCAUCUAAAGCCAUCACCAG
Molecule: messenger RNA, 664 nt
Organism: Pseudogymnoascus verrucosus
Lineage: Eukaryota; Fungi; Ascomycota; Leotiomycetes; Thelebolales; Thelebolaceae
Gene: SRB7
Product: RNA polymerase II mediator complex subunit
Exons: 3
Coding region: 47-457 (136 amino acids)
Biological process (GO): regulation of transcription by RNA polymerase II
Cellular component (GO): mediator complex
Molecular function (GO): transcription coregulator activity
Source: RefSeq, a predicted model, not a curated record